This is a messenger RNA of Arachis ipaensis, 636 nucleotides long. RefSeq lists its product as uncharacterized. NCBI's taxonomy places the organism in Eukaryota, Viridiplantae, Streptophyta, Magnoliopsida, Fabales, Fabaceae. The record is from RefSeq and is a predicted model, not a curated record.
AUGCGGACGAUUUCACGAGAUCAUGCCAAGUUGGACUCAGACACAAUUGCAGAUGCUAUUAGGUCAUUGGUUAAAGUAGACCCAUUGAUAAAGGUGAAGUCUAUUAUUGCAGAAGUUCAAUCUAGGUUCAACUACACUGUAAGUUACUACAAGACUUGGUUGGCAAAGCAGAAAUCUAUCGCAAAAAUUUUCAGAGAUUGGGAAGUUUCUUAUCAAACUUUGCUAUUAUGGUUGAAAGCAAUGACUGCGAAGAUGCCAAGGUCUCGUGUUAAAAUAAAAAUGCUCCCUGUUUACCGUGAGAGUGAGGAGGUUCAGGGUGUUAGAGUUCUCCAUCGUAUUUUUUGGAGCUUCUAUCCGUGUAUUGUAACAUUUAGACACUGCAACCCAUUGGUGCAGGUUGAUGAUACACACCUGUACAAAAAAUAUAAAGGUACAUUUUUAGUUGCAGUUGCACAAGACAAGAACCAAAACAUUGUGCCUAUUGCAUUUGCGAUAGUCGAAGGUGAGACAAAAGACGCGUGGGAGUUUUUUCUAACCAAUUUGCGGAGAUAUGUUGUUACCAUAGAUGGCGUAGGCAUUAUUUCUAACCGCCAUAACUCCAUCAACGCAGCAAUAGCUCGCAAUAAUGGUGCAUGA